Molecule: messenger RNA, 2266 nt
Organism: Corylus avellana
Lineage: Eukaryota; Viridiplantae; Streptophyta; Magnoliopsida; Fagales; Betulaceae
Product: zinc finger protein CONSTANS-LIKE 12-like
Molecular function (GO): protein binding; zinc ion binding
Source: RefSeq, a predicted model, not a curated record
UACCCUUUUGAGUUUCUAUCAAAUCUUAUCAACCUUACCUUCCCUUGCUUCCCAAUAAUGGAUUUUAUGUUUCUUGAUCUUGGCUGAGGAUAUUUUAACAAGUUUUUCUUUUUUUGUGGGGAUUCGGCAUUUUUCAACAGGACAAAGGAGUUUGUGGUUCGAGGAUGGAAACAUAAAGCCGGAUUCCCACUCAGUAAUUGUUCAGUUAGGAGGAAUCAGAAAAAACAUUUAACUAGCAAUGGUGUAUAUUAGAGAAGGGAUUAUGGAGCCUCUGUGUGAGUUUUGUGGGGUGGUCAGGGCAAUGGUGUAUUGUAAAUCGGAUUUGGCUCGCCUUUGCUUGCAAUGUGAUGGAUGUGUACACUCUGCUAAUUCUUUGUCCCGUAGGCACCCACGGUCACUCUUAUGUGACAAGUGCUAUUCUCAGCCUGCAAUUGUCCGAUGCAUGGAUGAUAAAAUGUCUCUAUGUCAAGGCUGUGACUUGAAUGGCAAUGAGUGUUCAAGGCUGGGGCAUCGAUUCCAGCCAUUGAAUUGUUAUAUUGGUUGCCCUUCUUUGGCAGAGUUGUCAAGAAUUUGGUCUUCGGUUCUUGAUACGCCUUCUUCAAUUGGUUUUGAUAGUAGUUGGGAGAACCUGAGUACACUGCCUAUAAAUGAGAAUUGCAUUAGCAACUGUUUGGAACAAAGAGAUGAUGAGGGAUCAUUUGGGUUGGUGGCAAGCAAGCCAAAUGAACUAGAGCCUACCUCUAAGUUUGAGCCUUGGAUGGAAUUGUCUUCUGUGAUUCCACCAAAUCUAAAUUCCGUGCCAUACUGCAAAGAUCAAGCAUCUUUCUUCCCUGAUCAAGAAUCUAAUUUGCCAAAGGAUACUUCCAAUUUCAAGGAUCUUGCAAUUCAGGAUAGUGAUGAUAUCUGUGAAGGUCUCAACAUAGAUGAUGUGCCAUUAAACUUAACGAGUGGUGAGAUAUUUGGUAAUCCAGAAGAUCCUACCAAAUACCAGUUUGGGGAUGGAGGAAUGGAAUGCCCAUCAAUGGAGAAAAACUUAUCUGUCACUGGAUCUAAUGGUCCAAUCGAGAGUGCUUUGGAGGCUUCAUCAUUAGGGCAACAAGAUUGUGUGGCUUUUCAAUCCUCUCAUGUUGAUGGGUUAAACAGCGUGAUGCAGGCCAUGAAUGAUAGUGCAAAUUGCUUACUCAUGAAUCCUACUUGCACCAGAAACAUCAAUUUGGGGUUUCCUAUUGGGCAAGUUCAUUCAGGCAUAUCACUUUCACUAUCCAACAUCACUGGUGAAAGUAGUGCAGCUGAUUAUCAAGAUUGUGGAUUGUCACCAGUAUUUGUAACAGCUGAAUCACCUUGGGAAUCAAAUUUGGAGACUAGUUGCCCACAAGCAAGGGAUAAAGCGAAGAUGAGAUAUAAUGAAAAAAAGAAAAGUCGAAUGUUUGGUAAACAAAUAAGAUAUGCCUCACGCAAAGCCAGAGCUGAUACUCGAAAGCGUGUGAAAGGGAGAUUUGUGAAAGCAGGUGAAACAUAUGAUUAUGACCCUCUUAUUGCAGAGAACUGAACUUCUAAGCCAUAUAACCCAAUCUCCCCACCCUGCGUAGCAAGACAAGGCCUGCUUUGAUGGAGGUAGUCCUGCAAGAAACAUAUGUUAAGGUUCCUGUCUGAGAAGAUGGAUGUCAAGGGAUGAACUAUACGAUAUUUCAAUUCAAGGGAAUUGUUUCCUAGCUUCAAGUUCAGCAAAAUCAGCCCGUGGUUAGUUCGAACGGUCGAACAGUUUGGUUAAUACCACAAUAUUAGUUGUUCGAGUCCUCACUCAACUCAUACAUGGUUUUUGCAGGCAGAGUCGUGUAUCCAGGGUUUAUCCGACAGGGAUGGCUGAUGGGUCACGAAGUAGCCCUGCCUUGAACGCGGUCAAUUUUUGUUAGCGUAUUUGCACUCAUAUAUUUAAUCAGUUUCUACUGCAUGUAAUAAUUUUUUUACCAGAUUCAUGUUCUUUGAAUGUUCAAGAAUCCUGUUAGAAUAAACAAUAUCGCAUGAGUGAUCUCAUUGAUUUAUGUGUGGCUAAUGGCUAUACACUAGGGAUGAACUAUACGAUAUUUCAAUUCAAGGGAAUUGUUUCCUAGCUUCAAGUUCAGCAAAAUCAGCCCGUGGUUAGUUCGAACGGUCGAACAGUUUGGUUAAUACCACAAUAUUAGUUGUUCGAGUCCUCACUCAACUCAUACAUGGUUUUUGCAGGCAGAGUCGUGUAUCCAGGGUUUAUCCGACAGGGAUGGCUGAU